Messenger RNA from Seminavis robusta, 468 nucleotides. The record is from the annotation of a GenBank genome assembly. Lineage: Eukaryota; Bacillariophyta; Bacillariophyceae; Naviculales; Naviculaceae.
AUGGUGAUCGACAUGGUAUACACUCCCAUGAACGUGGUUGAGCUAAACAGUCUGGCCGUGCUUCAGAUGCGCCAACAACAGUUUGGUCAAGCCCUCAGCACUCUUCAAACAGCCGUCGUGGUGCUCGAGGAGAUCUAUCGCACCAACAUGAUCGGGUGCCAUCAGCCCAACAAGAAACGUCGUCGUCUUUCUUCAGAUGAAUCGGUGUCCAGUGACACAGAGGAUGAUGCUGUUGGGGUUGUUCAAAGUGUGCAAGUGUUGGACGAAAAGGCCCAAGCAAAGUUGGUUUCCAACUCGGCAGUUCCCAAUGACGACGUCUUGCUCUUUUAUGAUCGCGCCUUUACCUUUCAGAACUUCCAAAACAUUGACUUUGAACUUUCUGAAAACAAGUCCAGCCUCUCUGCUCUUCCCACAUGUUCCAAGCUUUGCGCUUCUACCGACUGGCGCACGUGUCAUUGGAGCAAGUGA